Molecule: messenger RNA, 770 nt
Organism: Ilex paraguariensis (yerba mate)
Lineage: Eukaryota; Viridiplantae; Streptophyta; Magnoliopsida; Aquifoliales; Aquifoliaceae
Source: the annotation of a GenBank genome assembly
UAUCUGAUUUUGGUCUUGCACGGACUGCACUGGAUGAGGAAAGCAGGCACAUUUCAACUCGUGUCAUGGGAACUUUUGGAUAUGUGGCUCCAGAGUAUGCAAUGACUGGGCAUCUUCUUGUGAAGAGUGAUGUUUACAGCUAUGGAGUAGUCCUUCUUGAGCUCAUAACAGGAAGAAAACCCGUAGACAUGUCUCAGCCUCCAGGUCAAGAGAAUUUAGUUGCCUGGGCACGUCCACUCCUCACUAGUAAAGAACUUUUAGAAUCUACUGUAGACCCAUCUCUGGGCCCUAAUUUUCCUUUCGAUAGCAUUGCUAAAGUAGCUGCUAUUGCUUCAAUGUGUGUUCAACCUGAGGUAUCACACCGACCUUUUAUGGGUGAGGUGGUUCAGGCCUUGAAACUAGUGUGUAACGAGUGUGAUGAAACAAAAGAACUGGGAUCCAGAAGUUGUAGCCAAGAGGAUUUGUCCAUUGAUAUGGAUGUCAGGAUUUGUACCAAUUUGGGUCACUUGCUUGAUCCUUUUCAACCUCAUUCUCCAGCUUCUAAUUAUGAUUCUGGGCUUGAUCUUGAGAGGGGGCUUUCGAUGUCAGAGUUACUCAGCGCAUCAACAAGAUUUGGGAGGCAGGAAUCUGAGACAUCUAGGAGGUACUCAAGUUCUGGUCCUUUGAGAACAGGAAGGGGCAGGUGGCGUUGGCAGAGGAUGAGGAGAUUGUCUGGAGACAGUAUGAGUGAUCAGAGGGUAAUAUUCAGUUUCAGGCCUGGAUCCCAUUAA